AUGGCGACUUCGAGUGGAGAAGAAGAAAACAGCUCCGCUCCAACCAAUUUUCCUAUCUGUUUCUCCAUCAUUGAGAGUUCAGAUGUUACUGAAGUUGCCGUAGAACGCUGCCCCCUAUGUUGCUGCACGAGAAGACCCUUCACUUGCUCGGGUUGCGUGAAUGAGGGCAAUUUUAUUCAUUCAAAAACAAAGGAUUGUCAGAGUUAUCAAGACAAGUUAAAAAAAUGGGAAGCCAUAAAAAAGGAAAGAUCAGAACUCCUAGAAAGGUUUCAAAGUGAUAUAUCAGGCCGAGUGAGUUUUAUGAAAAAGAAAACCGACGUUCAAAUGAGAAAAGAAAAGUUGAAGAACCUUAAGGAGGCUAUAGUAGCUAGUAAAACCUUAUUGGCGUCUGAUAAAGAGAACAUCCAGAAGCUAAAGGAUGAAAACACAAUGCUGCUCACAAGAUCCAAGAAACAUUCAGAGAAAAUCCAACGUAUCUGCCGCUACAUCAAGCAGACAAACCAGCAUACCAACAAGCAGCAGGGAAUACUAGAGGAGAAGGAGGAGGAGUUAUGUGCCAUAAGGAAGGAAUUCGUUGACUUAUUGGUCAAGUUUAUCUUUAACUUGGAGGAUGUGCAGCUAACUUGUGAAGCAGACAGCAUGGUGAUGAGUACAGUCAGUGCUCUAGCAGAGGCACGCAGGAUGUCCUAUGUGAGGGGGCGUUGGAUUGACCUUGACAAUGGUGGAGAGAUGCAGUAUCGUAUUGUAGAGCCCACCCUCCCUGGCAAUGGAGAUUAUUCUGCCUACAAUGUGUGGUUCAGUCGAGAGGCAGCGUCGGCUGCCACGUCUGGUCAAGAGAGUGAGCUCAGUCAGCGUAACCCUGGCAACACAAUCAGUGCUGCCCUCUGCUACACUGUUCAGAUGAUCUCAAUCAUGGCUUAUGCCCUUGAUGUACACUUACCGAAGAGACAGUGUUACAGUGUUUUCUGCAGUAACGAGAUGUCAGAGAAACACUUCAGUAAAGCCAUCGCCAAGCUUAACUGCAAUAUCUUGCAUCUGUGCUGCAGUCAGGAGGUGAAUCCCGAGCUUCUGCACCCCCUUCACACACUCCAUAACAUACUAGUCUUACUCAAGUCUGAGUCGGUUGGAAGGGCGGGACCAUUCGAUGUGAACCCAGACCUAAUGCAGUCAGUAUUCGACAGCAGUCAUUUCUCUUACAGCGAUGACAACGAAUCCGACUCUUCUGAGGAGGAAUAUGAAGGACCAGGAGAUUGGGAAACUGUGCCUACAAACCUCCCCGAACUCGAAGUGCCAACGCGGUCGUAUCUAAGCAGUACGUCAUCAGUGCAAUCGCAGGCACAGGCCAGUCAUAUGUUGCCUAUGGAUACAACGAUAAGUACAGCAGGGGGUUACAUGUCAACUGCUGCAGCUUCAGUGGCAUCAUUCUGGCGGGCAGCAACGGGGCAGACGGAGAAAAGAUGAUUGGGUGCCCUCGCAUCAGUAGGAUUCUGUUGCAGUAGAACUAGACGUAGACGAGAGCCGUCUGUUGAACACAAAAAGUAAACAGUCAAACGCAACCCUAAUGUCUUAAGGCCUACCUCAACAUAAGUGUUUACCUGGUGUUUGAUGCUAGAUUCCACAGGUAUUUGACCCUAACCAACACUUCUUCUUUAUAAUUGUUGGGAUGUACAAUGCCUGUGGACAAAGGGGAAUGGCUUAUAUGGAGGUAGGCCUUUGUAAACAGUGCAUGUUCCAGCAAAUUUGGUUGAAUUCAUUAGCUUUGUACUAUAAUAUUAGUCUUGAAUUUAUAAACCAGCUCGUUAACUAGUAUGCCCCAGCUAAAGACAUUGAUUGUAACUUUCAGGACACGUGAUGGUACAUGUAAGGAGGUAAUGUCGGCUUUUUACAAGAGAAGGGCAAUAGUAUACAUAUGAAAGAUGUUUCUCAUUCAGGUUGAAUAUCUCAGAUUGAACCACUCGUCUUAUGAAGUAAAGGGUGUUCCAAGGGCUCCAGUUUCUCUUGCUGGUCCACUGUUCAUAACAUGUACAGUAUCAGAGUGGAAGAUAAGUUGAUAUAAUGACUUUUUAUUCAUUAGCAGUCCCUUAGAUCUUUUCCUUUUGAUAAUUAUCUGGGAUGAACAUGGCAGAGUACCUUUGGAUUUGGGGGGGGGGGGUAUAUUGAUCAUCACAGCCACUGUCCAUGUUUGGUAUAACAGUACCAUUUAAAGAUUGAAGAGUGUUUUUUAUGCUGUUUGUUGGGGUGUGUCACUUUCAGCUGUUGCUGGGACUUGAUUAUUUAUGUUGAGCGACUGUUGAAAGUCUUGGUGAAUCUAAGACUGUUGACAUUGUCAAGCUACUGCCUCCUACUGGUGUGACCUCAUGGCACUGUGUGUGUAUCAAAGCAGGAGCUGAAACCUACCAAUGCCACCGUAUCUGAUACUGCCUUGACAAGUCAGUAUUGACUGUCACGUCUGCAGUAAUCAGAUCAGUGUUGGUCAUGUUGACAUCCGGAGUGUGAACUUCUCAUGUUGGUUAGAGUAUAUUCCUAAUAUGAGGAAAUGUCUUAUUGAAUUUGCUAUAUCAUCUCCGUGUGUUGUAAUUCCAUGUCUAAUUCUAAGUGGUAUACAUGGCUUGUAUCAUUGUUGUCAGUCUGAGAGUCUUUGCACUGAAGACACGAAUGACCGAAUUCAAGACUGGCUGAUUGAUUGGUGUAAGACACAAUGUGCCCACCACAUAGGCUGUGUCACGGCUGACAAGCUGACUGCCAUGAACCUGAUAAGUUAAGCAGCCUUUGGGAUCUUAUUCAUUCAUGUUGUCUUCUACUGUUUAAUUCAAUGGCUUUUGCCAAAGUUAGUCAAAAGAAUAUGUCCUUGAGUAAGAAUGUAUCUUUGGUGUACAUAUUAACAGUACUAUUUUAACAUACAUGCAGCAAUAUUCUCAAGUGAUAUCUCUCCGAGUGAGGGACAGAAAAAUUAUACUUGUUUCCCUAUCCUUGGUCUUGAUGUGUAAAAACUACAGGGAUAUUUCAUACCAGAUUCAUACUUGGACGUAUGACUGUUGCUGUGCUGGCCAACCCCAUGUGUAAAUAAGGCAACUGUCCUCCAGUUCUGUAUAUAUAUGUACAUAAAAUCUUAAAAUAAGCAUUAUAUGUUGCUUGCCAGUAGUUACUAUUGUGUUGGUGUGCUAUAAAGUUGGUGCGAAAUAAAUCUGAAAUUCGCAGUCAACAGGCAGGCUUUUAUUGUUAUGAUAUGUGAUAAUUUUUGUGUCUCAAAUAAAUGAUGACAAUAUUUA
Messenger RNA from Lineus longissimus, 3269 nucleotides. Its product is annotated as beclin 1-associated autophagy-related key regulator-like. Gene Ontology annotation, cellular component: extrinsic component of omegasome membrane; phosphatidylinositol 3-kinase complex, class III; extrinsic component of phagophore assembly site membrane. The transcript has 9 exons. Lineage: Eukaryota; Metazoa; Nemertea; Pilidiophora; Heteronemertea; Lineidae. The record is from RefSeq and is a predicted model, not a curated record. Gene Ontology annotation, biological process: mitophagy; autophagosome assembly; cellular response to starvation. Bases 1 to 1461 code for a protein of 486 amino acids.